Messenger RNA from Octopus bimaculoides (California two-spot octopus), 1861 nucleotides. RefSeq lists its product as uncharacterized. Lineage: Eukaryota; Metazoa; Mollusca; Cephalopoda; Octopoda; Octopodidae. The record is from RefSeq and is a predicted model, not a curated record.
GUCUGUCAGAAAUGCUGGCAACGCUGUUUUAGGUGUCGGCGUCUGCUUAAUUGUCGUCUGCCUUUUUCUCUGCCUUCAUGCCUACUUCCUCUGGUAUGUGCACGACAAGGAAACUCAAACUGGAGAUGAUUUGGCUGUUGGAGUUAAGACUGUUUCUAAGAGUGAUGGACUACAGCAACCGUUGACCUAUUUCGAUGAAACUUCACCAUCUAGUUUAGAAACGGUUGACGGCGGCUAUCCAACAAGAUCUUACAAGCAGACAGCUCCAUCUCCGAAGAGAGUAAGAAUCGCACCGACGAUGCAAGUGAACGACGGGCACGGUAAAGAACGCACCGUACCCACAAUUGUGGUACCUCAAGACGGAAAAGAUAAAUUUGCUUCAGGUUCGACUUCAGGUUCGGUUUCUAGUGCUGGUGCUGGCGGUGGUGUUGGUGGUGCUGGUGGUGCUGGUGCUGGUGCUGGUGCUGGUACCGGAGCUGGUUCGACAGCCAUGUCAACAGGCUAUCAGCAUUACCAUUAUCAACCAACACAAAUCAAGGGCCAUCCUAAAUCUUCUCCAAAAGAAGAACAUGUCGGCCGAGCAGUUAGCUCUGACUACGAGCCAGUCCAGAAUCUUCCAGAAGCCACUGCUACGGGUGGCAUGAGUACCGGUGGUGGUGUUAUGGCGGGUGGUGAAAGUGGUGCCAGUAUUAGGAGCGCAAGUAGUAGUGCUGGCGUCGCUACUGCGGGAGGAAGUGGUGUGGCUGUGGCCGCAGGUGGCGGUGGCACCAGUGUUAGCAGUAGUAGUGGUGGUGUUGGUGAUGGUGGAGUAUUUAUUAGCGGUGGUGGCGGUGGUAUAGCUGUUAGUGGAGAAGGAUCAGAAGUAUCAUCAACGCUUCAAUCGCAGCAGCAACAUCAUUAUCAACAACAGCAGCAACAACAACAACAACAACAGCAACAGCAGCAGUACUCGACCCAAAGCAGUUUCUCGUCUUCCUCUGCUGGUCAAGGUUCCGCUGAUCAGUCGAUGCACAGACAGUUCCAGGCACCUUCUUCUCAUGUGCCAGCCAGUGGAUAUGCUACAGCUCCUCGUUCGCUCCACCAGUAUCACCCGAGCGAGCCGAUAGCCGGCGGUAAUUUGACCUCGUCUUCUGGCGCCGUCAGCAGCAAUAAGUACGCGACUACCUCGAGACACCACACCACUGAUUCGUCUUUGGCUCGGAAUCAGCAAUACCAACAGCUGUUGCAGCAGCAGCAGCAGCAGCAGCAAGAGCAACAGCAACAACUGCAGCAACAGCAACAACAACAAUUUCAACAACGCCAGCAAGAACUGGUGCAAAAACAGCAACAGCAGUCGCAGCAGAAACACCAGCAAUUUCAGCAGCAAAUGCAGCUGCAACAGCAGCAACUGGAGCAACAACUUCGUCAGCAAAAACAACAACAGCAGCAACAAAUGUUACUCCAACAACAGCAGCAGCAAGAACUGAUGUUGCAACAGCAGCAAAAACAGCAACAGUUGCAACAAUCGCAACAAUUUCGAUCGGCCAUUGACGAAUCGAUGCGCUCGACUCCCACCCCUACUUUAGAGCGAACCCCUUUGCUUCAAGGUCAAGGUCAACUGGGCGGCGUUUCACCGAUUCAGAAACCGACCGGUUACAACGUAACGUCAUCGACCGUCGUGCGUUCGACGACCUCCAGCCAGCACGAAGACGACGAUUACGACGAAGCCGAUGGCAUUUCUACGAUGGGUACCUACCCGAGGCGUCAGUGGCUGCAGGACAUGGACAACCCACCUGAACCGGCACCACUCCAGUAUCCGUCGGCCAAGCGGCCCAUGACUUUUCAACCAACUAGUUCUUCGAAGGUUAGCAUUUACGACAAU